AUGAAAUUCGCUCACAUAUUACCGGUUCUUAGACUGGUAGGCUCGGCUACCGCGUGCAAUCAUCACCAUGAUGGUGGGGAAUGGACAAAGGAGGAACUUGAUCAAUUGGAAGCCAAAUGGGGCUUUGAGUGGGCGUUCGGGGGCAUUGGGACCUUUGCUCAUCUAAACUACGUUAAAUGUCUUACUGAACCUACUGAGACAUUCGACAUAGCAAUCCUUGGUGCACCAUUCGACACGGCCGUAACAUAUCGGCCCGGGGCACGCUUUGGUCCACGGGCCAUCCGACAUGCGUCAGGUCGCCAGCAUUCUCUGCGAGGAUUCAACCCUCGCGCCAAUAUGAACCCAUACCAAAAUUGGGCCAAAAUCAUUGACUGCGGUGACAUUCCAAUCACUCCUAUUGAUAACAACAUCGCUCAAGAGCAGAUGACUCAGGCUUUGAAAGAACUUGGCAAGAGGAAAACUGUUUCUCCCCUAGCCGCAAAGCCAAAGAUCAUUACCUUAGGUGGGGAUCAUAGCCUUACACUUCCCGCUCUACGAGCGCUAAAUGAGAUCUACGGGAAGACGAUCCAGGUGCUACAUUUCGAUGCUCAUCUUGAUACAUGGAACCCGAACGCGUAUCCCUCGUACUGGGGAGCAACACCUUUCAACCACGGCUCCAUGUUCUGGCUAGCAAAUCAGGAAGGACUUGUCUCAAAUUCAUCUUCCGAACCAUCCGUUCAUGCCGGCCUGCGCACUCGUCUUACCGGUCUGGUCGAUUUCGAGGAUGAUACUGCUCAAAAUUGGAAAUGCUUCUCCUCUGACGACGUUGACACCCUCGGAACCCAGGGCAUUAUUGACGGCAUAAUGAAAAUACUCGGGACCAAGAAUCCCGUCUACCUAUCUGUGGAUAUUGACGUGCUCGACCCUGCCUUUGCACCUGGUACCGGCACGCCUGAGCCAGGCGGCUGGACAACCCGAGAAUUCAUCAAGAUCCUGAGAGGUAUCGAAGGAUUGAACCUCGUCGGCGCCGAUGUCGUUGAGGUUGCACCUGCCUAUCAGGGUAACGGAGAAGAGACGGCCUUUGCGGCUGCACAAGUUGUUUAUGAGAUGAUAACUUCGAUGGUGAAACGGACUAUGGAUGAUAUGGGAAAGGAGUCCAAGAGCACGAAGGAUGAGCUGUGA
Molecule: messenger RNA, 1161 nt
Organism: Clonostachys rhizophaga
Lineage: Eukaryota; Fungi; Ascomycota; Sordariomycetes; Hypocreales; Bionectriaceae
Source: the annotation of a GenBank genome assembly